Fusarium odoratissimum NRRL 54006 is the source of this 642-nucleotide messenger RNA. RefSeq lists its product as uncharacterized. NCBI's taxonomy places the organism in Eukaryota, Fungi, Ascomycota, Sordariomycetes, Hypocreales, Nectriaceae. The transcript has 2 exons. The coding region runs from base 1 to 642 and encodes 213 amino acids. The record is from RefSeq and is a predicted model, not a curated record.
AUGGCUUCUAAGCAAGAAGGUACUUCGAAAGUUUACGCUAUAACUAGAGAAGGUAACGACUUUGUCCCCGAGAAUGCUGCCUGGACAUGUAAAUGGGGACCCAUCGAAGCCCAAUGCGGACACAUAAACGAUGAUAUAAAGAACAAGAAGUGCACCAAAUGUGGUUUUGCACGCUCUGCUGCCAUCGCACACGUCGGGAAGAGGCUUGACGAAGGGGUAAAGGGGAGGUGCUGGGAGAUUUGUGGUAUAGAGAACGAUGGGACUGAAGUCUGGACCAAUACAAACACUCACAAUCUCUCUACACCACUACUAUACCUAUACCUCUACAAAAUGUCGUCGACACAAGAAGAUCCUCCGAACUCAUACAUGGUGACUGAAGAAGGCGACGACUUCGUCCCUAAGAACGCUAAAUGGACAUGCAACUGGGGAGCAUCGUGGGAGCCCUACAAGAAGAAAUGCGGAGGGAGAAAUGAGGAUAUAUACAACAAGAUUUGUUCCAAGUGUGGCAAUAAACGUGGCUGCGGUGCAACGGCCGACCUUGGAGAGACGAGACUCGGCUGUGGGGAACGAGGACGGUUUUGGAUGCUUUUCCCUAAUGAAGAUGGCAGUGAAAAUUGGUCAACUAAUUUCAUUAGCGACUGA